GUCAAGUGAAAUUAGGCUUCAUCAUGUGUCGUACGGUUUAGAAACUCCUCUCCUUUAUAGCCGCCUUUGUUUUUGCUGCAUGUUUACAUCCAACCUUAGCAAAACCAGUGAGCAUACUUUUUUUUUUUUCCAUCUUUUUAAAUUCCUUUUCAGUCUUUCUUUAUUCUUUUUGGGUGAAUAUUAGAUCAUUAGCUUGUAUUUACCUGCAUUUGUUUUUUUUUUUUUUUAUAAAUUCUGUCUGAGAUUCAGAGCUGGAAUUAAAGAAAAAAGCUUCUUUAAUCAUCAAUUUUGUUUGCUUUUGUGUGUAUGUUUUCUUCAAUAGUUGCAUGAUUCUGACCAAGCUGUGAAGUGAGUGUCGGUCUCUGUUCUUUUUUAAAUGGAAAACUUUCUUCUCUUUUCCCUCUCUCUUCUCCUCUUGAAUCCUCUGCUUCAUGGAGGAAUAGCCAUUGCUGGAAAAACAAAAGAUGGAUUAGAAGAAUGGGGAUAUGCUCGAGUCAGACCCAAAGCACACAUGUUUUGGUGGCUUUAUAGAAGUCCAAACAGAGUUGAGAAUCCCUCCAAGCCAUGGCCUAUCAUUCUCUGGCUACAGGGAGGACCUGGUGCAUCAGGUGUUUCUAUAGGGAAUUUCCAGGAGGUUGGUCCAUUGGACAUUGAUUUUAAACCUCGAAAUUCUACAUGGCUUCAAGUAGCUGAUCUCUUGUUUGUAGACAAUCCAGUUGGAACAGGAUUCAGUUUCGUGGAGGACAAAGAACUGUUGGUGAAAAGUGAUGUGGAGGCAGCAGCUGAUUUAACUAUAAUGUUGCAGAAGAUUUUUAAUAGAAAUAAGAGCCUGCAAAAGAGUCCUCUGUACAUUGUUGCAGAGUCUUAUGGAGGAAAAUAUGCAGUCACUCUUGCACUGUCUGCUCUAAAAGCCAUUGAAGCAGGGAAAUUGAAUCUUAAUCUUGGAGGAGUGGCAUUGGGUGACAGUUGGAUUUCUCCUGAAGAUUUUGUGCUUUCAUGGGGUCCUCUUCUGAAAGAUAUAUCGCGGCUAGACAAGAAAGAUUUUGAGAUUGUAGACAGUGUGGCCCAGAAGAUUAAGCAACAAAUCAGAGAAGGUCUCUAUGUUAAUGCAACGGGUUCUUGGAGUGAACUUGAAAAUUUGAUAGUCCAAAGAAGCGGCAAUGUGGAUUUUUAUAAUUUUAUGAUGGCUGAUGCAGUAUCUGAUUCAUCAUCCAUGGCAGCUUCAAGAACAAGGCAAUUAUCUAAGGAAAUUGCAUUGAAGAAAUACUCUAAAUAUCUAAAUUCUAUGAGGUCUAUUCCAGGUGAUAGUGAUAAUGAUGAUGAAGAAAGUGAUUUUAUAAGUAUAAUUAGAAAGAAACUCAAGAUUAUCCCUCAUGAUAUCACAUUCGGUCAACAGGAUGGUUUAGUUUUUGAUGCAUUGGCAGGUGAUUUUAUGAAAGCAAGAAUUAAAGAGGUUGAUGAGCUUUUAGCUAAAGGGAUAAAUGUGACUAUAUAUAAUGGGCAGCUUGAUCUGAUUUGUGCAACAAAGGGGACGGAAGCAUGGGUUGAGAAGCUUAAGUGGGAAGGGCUGCAGAACUUUCAAAGCAAGGACAGAAUUCCUUUAUUUUGUGGUAAAGACAGGCUUGUUAGAGGAUUCACCAAGUCAUACAAGAAUUUACACUUCUAUUGGAUUCUUGGAGCUGGCCAUUUUGUUCCAGUGGAUGAGCCCUGCAUUACAAUAAAGAUGAUAAGUGCCAUAACACAAUCGCCUGCAGUGCUAUCUAGUUAGAAAGUUGACAAGAAUUAGCAGCAAAACGAGGAGGGGGAAGCUAGAUUAGAUAUUAAGGAUAUUAAUUGCAUACACAUGAUGAUAUGCUAUUUCCAAUAAAAUUAAUUAAUUCCCUUCUUUUUGUUACUAUAUUUAUUCUUUUUCUUUGAAUUUAUUCAUUUUACUUACUUUAAUUUA
Hevea brasiliensis (rubber tree) is the source of this 1945-nucleotide messenger RNA. Its product is annotated as serine carboxypeptidase-like 51. Gene Ontology annotation, molecular function: serine-type carboxypeptidase activity. The coding region runs from base 377 to 1768 and encodes 463 amino acids. The transcript is spliced from 13 exons. NCBI's taxonomy places the organism in Eukaryota, Viridiplantae, Streptophyta, Magnoliopsida, Malpighiales, Euphorbiaceae. The record is from RefSeq and is a predicted model, not a curated record. Gene Ontology annotation, biological process: proteolysis.